Microthlaspi erraticum is the source of this 1668-nucleotide messenger RNA. Lineage: Eukaryota; Viridiplantae; Streptophyta; Magnoliopsida; Brassicales; Brassicaceae. The record is from the annotation of a GenBank genome assembly.
AUGGAGUUUACGCCCAAGCAGCUUGCCAAACAAGCAAGGAGUAAGACUAAGGCCCCUACACCAAAACCGCCCAAGGGAUCAACCAAGAUUGAAGAUGAGGCCAAGCCAAGAAGAAGGCAUUGUGCCAAGGGACAUUCAUGGAGAGAUUGUCUAUCCAGCUGUGAAUCACCCACCAGAUACUCAUUGCAAGGAGAAAAGACUUGGAGGAUCAAAGAUGCCUCUUGUCUCUAUCUUCUCCUGAGUGCCAAGCCUUACAGUCAAGCUAAAGACUUAAAACAAGCGCUGCAUGGGAGGCAACCCAUGAGAAGGAGAAAAAGGUGUGAAAACACAAUCCGCGCCAAACCAUUGGCCGCGGACGCGCAAAAAUUUUGGCCGAGCAAUUUCCAACCGGCCGACCGUUACGGUCGAGCCGGGAAGGAAUGGCUUGUGCUCGGCCGGAUCGUUUCUAUUGCGCGACAGAAACUCCGCGCGACACGCACGAACCGGGAAGGAAUAGGCCGCGAUCGGCCGAAUUUUCGUAUCGGAACGGACCGACCGUGCCGGUCGAUCCGGGAAACAACGAUCGGCCUCGGCCGAAAUCUCUCGCCAAACAAAUUUGGCCGACCAAAUCGCUCGACCGCGACAAAAUCCAUCGGCCAUCGGCCAUCAAAAUUUUCUCGGCCAAGGUACCCAAUGGCAAAGACAAAAGGAAAUGAGAGUAUGAAGAAGAAGAAGAACCCAUUCAUGGAACCACCAAAGAAACAAAUCAAGCUAGGGAGUAGUAGCUCCAAUGCAAGAGCAGCAAUACCAACUUCACCACAUUCCAUUGAUGCAAGUCAAGAACAUGUGGAGAGUCCAACAAGAGGAGAAGAUGAUUGGGCACUUGUAAGCUUUGUUGGAGAACAAAUCCAAGACCCAAGAAAGUGCAAGAAGGCAAUGGAGAAGGUGAACAUCGAACCUUGUGUGAAGAUGGACACCCAAACCCUUGACCUUCUCAAGAUAAGAGAUGAUGUCACAUGGUACAUAAGGAAGCUAGGCUUGAGCAAGCUCUUCAAGCUAGAGUGUAGUGAGUACUCACUACUCACCAAGGAGUUCCUCUCCACAGUAGCUCUUGCCUUUCCCAACCACAAUGGAGACCAACCAGCUGGUGAUGGACUCCUACUCUUCAAGAUAGGCGAUGCCAAUGGGCGCAUCUCCAUCUCAGCUCUAUGCCAACUCUUUGGACUUCCCAAUGAGACAGCACAUGACUUCAAGGAGAACUCAAAGAGGAAACAAGCUGCCUUUGCUGAUUGGACACACUUUGCCAAUGAACCAUUCUUGCCUUCAAGAUCAAAGGUGUCUAGAAUCACUCAUCCAGCCAUUCGCUAUGUGCACCGCCUCAUCUCCACCACUUUCCAAUGCAAACAAGAAGCCAACAAGGUCACAACUGAUGAGUUCUACAUCCUCACCACACCAUUCAUCAAGCAUGAGUACAAGGCCAACCUUGGUCUUUUACUUGCCAAGACAUUUAUCAAUGUGAGGAAGCUAGCUAAAGACUUGGAAGGCAACAAGAAGCUUUGUGUUCGUUUUGGGAGGCUUAUCACGGCCAUAGUACACAUGUGGGGAUUGACAUUCCCAACUAUGAGCCACUACCCAAGCCAACCCCUUUGGAUCUCUUCAGCAUAUCCACUUCCUAAACCGUUGGACUAA